AGAAGUUUAAUCGUUCAAAUCGAUAUAUGACAGCGCCAGAAAUUAGUUCCUCGUAAUAACAAUCAGUUAGUUGAUAAUUGUUUUUCAGUUUUGGUAUUAUCAACACCAUUUGACUAUUCGGCAAGUAUCUAAACUAUUGUAUUUGUUUUUUAUCUAAGAUAUGACAAAAACAAUAUGUGGAUUGCUAUAAUUGAUGAAUAUCAGCUGUAGAAUGAAGAGAGAUGCAAAAAUCAUAUGAAUAUUUUUAAUUGCAGACAUGGUGAGCAAUGUCAUACCGAAAGGUAACCCAGCUCAUGAUUUACAACAAGCUAUAAUUGCUGGGAAUAGGGAGUUGGUGCUUAGUAUACUUUUACAGAAGCAUGCUGAUGUUAAUAGUCUAGUCAUUGGAAAAACAGCCCUAUCUUUAACAAUAUCGCAAAAUAAAUAUGAUUUGUUCAGCAUCCUUUUAGAAAAUGCUUCUGUUAAUGUCAAUGUUCGGAGUAAACUAAUGAAGAAUAAUUUGGAAGCGCCUAUUGUAACAGCUUGUCGAAUUUCUAAUGUUGAUAUGGUUAAGAAACUCUUACAAUUUAAGAAUUUGGAUAUAAAUGUUGUCGAUAAUCAUGGUCGAGGUGCCGUUUGGAUGUGUGCUAGACAAGGGGAGUACGACAUUUUAAAAAGCCUACUUAUAGCUGGUGCCUCAUCAGAAAUGCUACCAUCAACCUGGUCUCAAUCCCCUUUAUAUUGCGAUAUCAGGUACACUCAAAAUACAAGCAAAAUCGCCGAGCUGUUAAUUCUUAAUGGUGCUAAUGUUCGAAUAACUACACCAGCUCACCAAACAAGUCUAGCGCAUCUAGCCAUAACGCAAAAUCGUGUUCAUUUAGCUUAUUUACUAGUCCAAGCAGGUUGUUGGCUUAGUUUUGAUACAAAACUUAAAGCGGAUUUUCAUUCUAAAGCUCUAGACGAAUAUUUAACUGCAGAUGACCAAGAUUGGCUUACAAUGGAAAUAAAUAAUCCACCCAGCCUACAACGUCAGUGCUCCAUAUCUAUCCGAACACAGUUGUUCAAGGCAACAAAAGGAUCAUUUUUCCUUAAAACUCUCUAUAAGUUACCCUUACCAAAACCGCUUUUAGACAAUAUCAGUUUAUUAAAUAUUGUUGAUAAACAAAUUUCGAACGAUAUGUUUUUUAAUGAUUGAAGUUUUAAGGUGAUUAUUUCUUUUUUUUCUUUUAGUAUUAUCUUAAUCUGGUCGAAUUGUAUCCUCGAAUAAAAAA
Molecule: messenger RNA, 1250 nt
Organism: Dimorphilus gyrociliatus
Lineage: Eukaryota; Metazoa; Annelida; Polychaeta; Dinophilidae
Source: the annotation of a GenBank genome assembly